AGGAAACCAGACGGAAAAGAGCGCAUGCGCAGUGCGAGAGAGACCGAGCGAAGGGGGGAAAAAACGGCUCUUCCCAUCUUGGUCCGGGGUUCCGUUCGAGGCGGAAGAGGAAGAGGAAGCGGAAGAGGAAGGCCUGAGGCUGGAGGUAAGCAAGCCGACCUCCGAGGAGCCCGGAGAAAGAGUAGGCCUCGUAUUCCCGGGACGAGUGAGGUUCCGCUUUAGCUGUGCAGGAGUCUUGUAAUGCAGAGAAUAGCGAAAAUGGCUCAGGCAGCAAUGGCAGCGGCAUCCAGCCACGACGAGGACUCCUCCGAAAGCAGGAUGGUGGUGACGUUCCUCAUGUCGGCCCUUGAAUCCAUGUGCAAAGAGCUGGCCAAGUCCAAAGCGGAGGUGGCCUGCAUCGCCGUGUACGAGACGGACGUCUUUGUGGUGGGGACCGAGAGAGGGAGAGCCUUUGUCAACAUGAGGAAAGAUUUCCAGAAGGACUUCGUCAAAUACUGCGUGAACGAAGAGGCCAAGGCUGUGGAGCUGCAGAAAAGCAAGUCGACGCUGCUCGAUAACCGCAUGACGGUGGAUAUCGUGGAGAUGGAAGCCCUUCGGAAGUCCGUGGAGGAUUACUUCUGCAUCUGUUACGGCAAAGCCUUGGGGAAGUCGGCGGUGGUUCCCGUCCCGUAUGAUAAGAUCCAGAGGGAUCCGUCGGCCGUGGCCGUGCACGGCCUCCCGGAAGGCCUUGCGUUCAAGCACCCCACCAACUACGACGUCACCACCCUCAAGUGGAUCCUGGAGAACAAGUCCAGCAUCUCCUUCGUCAUCAAAAGGCCUUUCCUUGAGCCAAAAAAACUCUUAGGACCUCGCAUAAUGGACCCCUCGCAUACAAUAACAUCCUCAGCUGGAAGUUGCGCUCCGAUCCAGGUGAAGAUGGAACCCAGUGAAGAUUCUGGACUCGAGAUGAUCACGGUCAAAGAGGAAUCGGAGGAUCCCGAGUAUUAUCAGUUUACCAUUCCAGGUCCUUCCGAAACUUCGGCGAUUGAUGAGAAAAUCGCCCUGGCCAAGUCUUACACAGGGAAGAACCAGGGUUCCGAUUGCAGUGAAGGAACAGAUGCGGAAUUUCCAAUAGAAGAUUCUUCUCAACAUGCUACUUCUGAAACAAGUGAGGAUCCUGAAGUGGAAGUGACCAUUGAAGACGACGACGACUAUUUGCCGCCCCAUAAGAAAACAAAGAGCACAGAACCCAUCAACGACGCCACCAACACCGGAAGGAGGAAAGCCAGGGAGUUCAAUUUUGAGAAAUGGAAUGCCCGCAUUACAGACUUAAGGAAGCAAGUGGAAGAGUUGUUUGAAAGGAAAUACGCGGAAGCCAUCAACGUCCAAGGCCCGGUGUCUAUCCCGUACCCGCUCUUCCAGUCACACGUCGAAGACUUGUAUGUGGAAGGGCUGCCCGAAGGGAUCCCUUUCCGGAGACCCUCCACUUAUGGGAUCCCUCGCCUCGAAAGGAUCCUCCUGGCAAAGGAACGGAUACGCUUCGUGAUUAAGAAGCAUGACCUGCUAAAUUCAACACGAGAAGAUCUGCCGUUGGAUAAACCUGUCGCGGGAGUGAAAGAAGAGUGGUAUGCUCGAAUCACCAAGCUAAGGAAGAUGGUGGACCAGUUAUUCUGCAGGAAAUUUGCGGAGGCCCUGGGGAGCACGGAGCCCAAAGCGGUCCCUUACCAGAAGUUUGAGGCCCACCCCACGGACCUCUUCGUGGAAGGUCUCCCGGAGAAUAUUCCCUUCCGCAGCCCGUCCUGGUAUGGAAUCCCUCGGCUGGAGAAAAUCCUGCAAGUGGGCAACCGGAUCAAAUUCGUAAUAAACAAGCCAGAACUGCUAACAGUGGCUCCUUCAGAGGUUUCGCAGCCAAGAACAAACAUGCCUGUCAAAGAAGAUUGGAAUGUCAGAAUUACAAAGCUGAGGAAGCAAGUGGAAGAGAUAUUUAAUCUGAAAUUUGGACAAGCCCUCGGCCUGAGCGAAGCCGUGAAGGUUCCUUAUCCCGUCUUCGAGUCCAACCCCGAACAUCUCUACGUCGAAGGCUUGCCCGAAGGCAUCCCUUUCCGGAGCCCGACGUGGUUUGGGAUCCCGCGGCUGGAAAGGAUCGUUCGCGGCAGCGGGAAGAUCAGAUUUGUGGUCAAGAAGCCGGAACUUGUGACCUCGUAUUUGUCUCCUGGGCUUGCAAGUCAAGUGAACACCUCCGGAUCCCAGAGCCCCAACAGUUCGAACUCGGCACCGAGUCCCGUCAGCCACCUGAAGAUCCCAGAGAUCGAAGUGACCGUCGACGAAGGGCUUGUGAAGAAGACGCCGCUUCCCGAAGGCCGGACUAACCCGCAAACCAACGGAUCGAACGUGGGCUUUAAGCCACGAGGAAGAGAGUUUUCCUUCGAGGCCUGGAAUGCCAAGAUCACGGACUUGAAGCAAAAAGUGGAAAAUCUUUUCAAUGAGAAGUGUGGGGAGGCUCUGGGGCUGUCGGAGCCGGUGCGGGUGCCCUUUGCGCUCUUUGAGUCCUACCCGGAAGACUUCUACGUGGAAGGCCUUCCCGAAGGCGUGCCCUUCCGCCGCCCGUCCACCUUCGGCAUCCCCAGGCUGGAAAAGAUCCUCCGAAACAAAGCUAAGAUAAAAUUUAUCAUUAAAAAGCCGGAGAUGUUUGAGGCCGCCGUGAAAGAAAACACCGCUGCGAUUCCGACCCCUCCAAGAAGGACCGGCUUAUCGAACCCCAUGAUGAAUGCGGGGAGCGGGCCCGAAGCGGCGCUGAGCACGGCGGCCGGAGUCCAAGACCUGAACGUCAUCCAAGUCACCAUCCCAGGAAGAACCGGCUUGUCCAACACCAGGAUGAACCCGGUCGGUGUGCCCGAAACUGCGGUCAGCACAGCGGCUGGAGUAGAAGACCUCAACAUCAUUCAAGUCACCAUUCCAGAUGACGACGAGAGAACCUCCAAAGUUGAGAAGGCCCGGCAGCUGAGAGAGAAAGUGAAUGAUCUCUUCAGUCGGAAGUUUGGGGAAGCCAUCGGCAUGGGCUACCCCGUGAAGGUCCCGUACCGCAAAAUCACGCUCAACACGGGCUGCGUGGUGGUGGACGGGAUGCCUCCCGGCGUGUCUUUCAAGGCGCCCAGUUACCUCGAGAUCAGUUCCAUGAGGAAAAUCCUGGAUUCGGCGGAAUUCAUUAAAUUCACCGUCAUUCGACCAUUCCCUGGACUCAUCAUGAACAACCAAAUACCCGAGAAGACGGAACCAGAAGCAGCAGAAGCCGUGCCCGUCCCCGAGGCAGUAGUACAAGAGCCAGUUGAACCUGACCAAGUAGUACAAGUUUCUGUGGAAGAUUCGGUACAGACUGAAGGAAACACUCAAAUAAAACAGGAGCCGGAGUCCACAUGGUAGACCUUGCCGGGAUUUGGUCGAAAUGCAUCCGGGGUUGCGACGAGUGUGCCGGGCGGCCCAGGCCUGUGUAAUAUAAGUUGUAUCGGAGACGGACCUUCUUGUCCAUCCACCCACCCACCCAUCGACCCACCCCUGGCCCCUUCCCCGAACCCCCUUUUUCUACCUUUUAGAUAGAAGUCUUGCUCUUUCCAAGUCCUAGGAGUUGACAUGAAGCGAUGAGAUGUCUUCACGAUGACGUUGACCAUGUCAAAGAGGAGGAAAUAAAGGCUGGACGUUCGAUUGUUGGGUGUUUUGGGUUUUCUGUUCAUUUCGUUCGACAAGGACUUGCAAACUUUCGAAACAUUAGCCCCUCAGAUGCGUCUCAAAGAAGAAAGAAAGAAAGAAGGAAACAUCUGCUGUUGUCCAGGUUUUAUAUUUUAUUUUUCGGGCGGGAGUUGGAACGCGUCCACAUAAAAUCUCCAUUUCUCCUUUCAUUCGCUAAUUGGAUAAUAGUUAUCUGUAUAUUUGAAAUAAUUUUUUUUCCUAUGAUAUAUAUCUCUCGACACAUAUGUUUUUAAUAAAUCAAUAAAUAAAUGAAUAAAAACUGGUUUUCCUGGC
This is a messenger RNA of Anolis carolinensis (green anole), 3996 nucleotides long. RefSeq names its product general transcription factor IIi (gene gtf2i). NCBI's taxonomy places the organism in Eukaryota, Metazoa, Chordata, Lepidosauria, Squamata, Anolidae. Gene Ontology annotation, cellular component: nucleus. Bases 241 to 3399 code for a protein of 1052 amino acids. The transcript has 37 exons. The record is from RefSeq and is a predicted model, not a curated record. Gene Ontology annotation, molecular function: DNA-binding transcription factor activity.